This is a messenger RNA of Oncorhynchus kisutch (coho salmon), 3758 nucleotides long. Its product is annotated as putative beta-lactamase-like 1. Bases 1106 to 2881 code for a protein of 591 amino acids. NCBI's taxonomy places the organism in Eukaryota, Metazoa, Chordata, Actinopteri, Salmoniformes, Salmonidae. The transcript is spliced from 6 exons. The record is from RefSeq and is a predicted model, not a curated record.
AAGUCUAAUGCAAACAGUCAUUACUAGAGCUUGGUGCCUGUAUUUAGUUUAUAUAUAUUGGUGGUUACCUCUCUCUGCAGCCAAGCAGGACCGUAACCCUAGGAACACCUAGUCUGCCCCGAGCAGACUCAGGCCCACGAUCCGCCCACUGACACCUGAUACAAUGACCUGAGGCCUGAGUCACACAAAUAGAUCAAUGAAUCAAUCAAUGAAUCAUAGCCAAGGAACAUACACCCAUACACUAUGCAUAGUUGUACUUUACAGGAUGCAGCCUAUGUGUACAGUGUGUAUGUUGUGUGACUGUUAGCUAUGGAAUAGAGAGAGUGAAGUUGUAUUCCUUCCUAAGAUGUCUCAGUCAGUGUCCUUCUCUUAACAUAUUAGUCCGAUGGAGCGCUCUAACUCUGUGUGCCCAUGUGAUUUCCCUUGUCAACUCAUGUUCCCUGCUAAUGUGCCUCAUGCGGCAAACAUACCCUCCUCCUGUAAGGGUUGAGUAGACGCUAUGUUUUUCAGCCGGGACUACUCGGUAGGUCCCAGCAGUGGCAGAAACUGGACUGAAGUGAAUUGAUUCGUGGGGGAUUAGAGAUUAAGAUUUCCCCUCCCGCUCAGAUGGGCUUUAGUGGAGUAAAUCUGGGGAUUAUGAUGUCAGAGGCCCGUGCUUGUCAGAGAGGAAAUUUAAUUGUCAGAGGAGUGCUGAUGGCUAGGAUUAUGGCACGGCCAGUGAGGAAAUGUAAGAAUGGGAAGCCAUGUCUGUGCCAUAUCCCUGUACAGUGAAACCUACAGGGAAGAACAUCAACCACUAUUGGAAUUUGAGAGUUGGUGGUCCAUGGCGCUGAGUGGAUUGUUCAGAUGCUUAGUCAGUGAGAGAGAGAGAGUUUUUUUAUUAUCUUCUGCCUGCCCUUAAUGCAUCCAUGUCAAGUGGUAAGUAGUCUUGAUUGUGUUUAUUAUCUAAGUACUGUACGCACUAUAAUUCAGCAAGUUAGCUCACUAAUGUUCUAAAAUGACAUAUGCCACAUGGUAAAACCCCUCGUUCCUGUUGAUCUCUUCGCAUUCUUAAAGCCCAUUCCUAACCGUGUGUGUGUGUGUGCGCGCGCGCCCGCGCACGUGUAUGUGUGCGUGGGCGUGCAUGUUUCAGCCUGCCCCUGCUGCUGCUAUUGAGGGGCUCACCAAGACCAAGAAGAUGAAGGUGAAAUGGACUCAGUUGGGCAUGGUGUUCUUCCUGUUGCUCUCCCUGGUCAUGACAGGAUGUUUCCUCUGGCAGUACCAGCUGCCAAAGUUACUGCCAGAUGAAGGCAUGGGAGGCAAUGCCAAAUCAGAACGGAUGUGCCCACGGUUCCCGGAGCCUCUCCCCCUGGAACACCCUAUCCCUACCCUGAAAGAGGCACUAGAAAAGGUGGACACACUGCUGCGCCAGAGUGUCAACCCUGCCAGUCUUCCCUCUUUGUCGGCCAUUGUGAUUUUCAAUGACACCGUUCUGUGGACUGGUAACUUUGGCAAGAGGAACGGAAGUGACCCACUCUCAGCUCCACCCAAUGAAUACACCAUCUAUAGGAUUGCCAGCCUUUCAAAGAUCUUCCCAACGCUGAUGCUGUACAGGCUGUGGGAGGAUGGGAAGAUUGCCUCUCUGGAUGACCCACUUGAGAAAUAUGUGGAGAACUUCACCAUUAAAAACCCUCUGGGCAAGUCACGGGACUCUGAGCUCAAGUACGUGACAGAUGGUCUGAUCUUUCUGGACAGUGGAGAGGUUCAGAUCCGCUCCUCCUCUGUCACCCUGCGCAGGAUGGCCAGCCAGCUCUCAGGUCUACCCAGAAGACUUAGAGCCACUAACCUGCUAUGGAAGGGGAAAACACAGGCUGCAGUGAAUCUGCUGCAAGACGAUGUCCUCGUUGCAGACCCUGGCACCAAAUGCCACUACAGUAACCUAGCCUUCUCCUUAUUGGCCCACGUCAUGGCUGAGAAGGUGGUGGGCAUGGACUACCAGCGCUGGAUCAAUGAUAACAUCCUGGAUCGGCUGGGGAUGGAGGAUACAGGCUUCGACAUCACCCCAGGGAUCCACAGCCAGAUGGCUGUGGGCGUCUACUCCAGUGGCCAGCCAGCCCCUCUGUAUGACCUGGGUUGGUACCGCCCCUCAGGCCAGAUGUUCUCCACUGCCGCUGACCUUGCCAAGCUGGCUAUGAUGCUGUUGGGGGCCUACCAUCGCAAGCUCCUGGAGCCUGACACCCUGAAAAUCAUGCUGACCCCUUUGUUCCGCUGUGAUAAGGACUACUUUGCCAACCGCACCGGCACACCAUGGGAGGUGAAUGAGCAGUUGGGCUACGAGGUGGUGCGUAAAGAUGGAGACCUAGACGGCUACUCAGCCACCUUCUCACUGGUGCCCAGGCUCAAGCUGGGCCUGGUAGUGCUGAUGGCUGGCACCAGACCUCAGAAGCAGGAUGUGUUGGCCAAGGCUUACAGCCACAUAAUACCGGCUAUGGAGAGGGCUUUCCGGGAGUCCAAGAAGAUCCUCAUCCCUCCCCCUAAUCCAGACCCUUACAUAGGCUUCUUCACCUACGGAAACAUCACUUUCUAUGAGAUCAAAGCUGGGGCAGACGGAGUUCUGAUCAUGCAGCAGUUUGGUCCCCAGAUUGAGGACCUGAUCCCAGAGAGAUAUCGGACAAUAAAGCUCAACUACCUGGUGGACAGGGUGUUUAGGGUGGUGUUUGAGAAAGAGUACCCUUGUGUCUUGCGGGUCAGCACCGCGUCUGUCUCCCUUGAGGCCCAAGACGGGCAGCUCUUUAACUUUUAUGUGUUUGACAAGCGAGGUCUGUCCCCUGGCUUCGAUGCACCAGGACUGAAUACAUACAAUGUGGUCAGGAUAGCCCAUAGGCCGACUUUCUCAAACUAACUGAACUCAUACAUUGGAAAGGCGCAUGAAUGUGCAGGAUGAAGGUCCUGUUUGGGUCUGUCGCCUAUAUUUAAUAGUGAUAUUCUAUAUUGAAAGAGCACAUUGCUGGAGGACAGUGAGUGGACAAUACCAUGAUGCAUUGCAAAAGAAGGUACACAGCCAGACAAAAAGGUGUUUAAUUUACCCAUUGUUGUCAACUCUUGUACAUAAUGUUUUCUUUGAUUUCCAUGUCAAAUAAUGGCAUUGUACAAAUUCAUACUUUUUAUACAGUUGGUAACCUGACCUUAAGCAUAUUAUACUGUACACAGUUACUGUAUUGUGGCACAGUAAUAGAGGGGUUGGUUGUUUAGCAACAAAACCGACGCGUGUGCAGCCAUGGGGCAAAAUAGACAGGUUUGGCUUGGAUUGUUGACAACAUGUACACUUUAUUUAGUCUCUUGAAAACAUAAAUACAUUUGCACAAUGAGAAGUUGUUGUCUCUCAAAUACAUUGUUACAGUUGUUGGUGAGCUAGCUAGCAACUUUUUGCCAUAUUAGCAUUGACAUGACAUCAGUCAAAACACCUCAAAACAAGACAUCGUAUCAAUAACAAGAUGGCAAGAGCUGAAACAAGCCCCACAUGGCAGUUUCUUGUCGUUCUUUGUAACAAUCUGGCCAUCCAGAAUGACAACAACAUGCUGUCUUCUGCCCCAUGGAAGCGUGCACAUCGUUUUCGUGAUGUUGUCAGCUAUCCCAUCUAUUGAGUCUUUCCUAUGUUCUGCACAUUGUUACUUUUAUCAGUUUGUUCUGUCCUUACAUUGCAUUUGUAAGCAAAAACUGCAUGGAAAUAUGGCAUGCGGGAAUCAAUCAACACAAUUAAAUUGUAACACUUUAAUUUG